Molecule: messenger RNA, 2826 nt
Organism: Nomascus leucogenys (northern white-cheeked gibbon)
Lineage: Eukaryota; Metazoa; Chordata; Mammalia; Primates; Hylobatidae
Gene: ST6GALNAC2
Product: ST6 N-acetylgalactosaminide alpha-2,6-sialyltransferase 2
Molecular function (GO): sialyltransferase activity
Source: RefSeq, a predicted model, not a curated record
GGGGCGCUCACGGGCCAGGGCUGUAUGGGGCUCCCGCGCGGGCCGUUCUUCUGGCUGCUGCUCCUGUUCACGGCUGCCUGCUCGGGGCUCCUCUUUGCCCUGUACUUCUCGGCGGUGCAGCGGUACCCGGGGCCAGCGGCCGGAGCCAGGGACAUCACAUCAUUUCAAGCAUUCUUUCAACCCAAGGCAUCGAAUUCUUGGACAGGAAAGGGCCAGGCCUGCCAACAGCUGCUUCACCUGGCCAUUCAGCGGCACCCCCACUUCCGUGGCCUGUUCAAUCUCUCCAUUCCAGUGCUGCUGUGGGGGGACCUCUUCACCCCAGAGCUCUGGGACCACCUGAGCCAACACAAAGCCCCGUAUGGCUGGCGGGGGCUCUCUCACCAAGUCAUCGCCUCCACCCUGAGCCUUCUGAAUGGCUCGGAGAGCGCCAAGCUGUUUGCCCCGCCCAGGGACCCCCCUCCAAAGUGUAUCCGGUGUGCCGUGGUGGGCAACGGGGGCAUUCUGAAUGGGUCCCGCCAGGGUCCCAACAUCGAUGCUCACGACUAUGUGUUCAGACUCAAUGGAGCUGUGAUCAAAGGCUUCGAGCGCGAUGUGGGCACCAAGACUUCCUUCUAUGGUUUCACUGUGAACACAAUGAAGAACUCCCUCGUCUCCUACCGGAACCUGGGCUUCACCUCCGUGCCUCAAGGACAGGGCCUGCAGUAUAUCUUCAUCCCCUCAGACAUCCGUGACUAUGUGAUGCUGAGAUCGGCCAUUCUGGGCGUGCCUGUGCCUGAGGGCCUAGAUAAAGGGGACAGGCCGCACACCUAUUUCGGACCAGAAGCCUCUGCCAGUAAAUUCAAGCUGCUACAUCACUUCAUCAGCUACCUGACAGAAAGGUUCUUGAAAUCAAAGUUGAUUAACACAAAUUUUGGAGACCUAUAUAUGCCUAGUACCGGGGCUCUCAUGCUGCUAACAGCUUUGCAUACCUGUGACCAGGUCAGUGCCUAUGGAUUCAUCACAAGCAACUACUGGAAAUUUUCCGACCACUAUUUCGAACGAAAAAUGAAGCCAUUGAUAUUCUAUGCAAACCACGAUCUGUCCCUGGAAGCUGCCCUGUGGAGGGACCUGCACAAGGCCGGCAUCCUUCAGCUGUACCAGCGCUGACCCCAAGGCACUGAGCCCUUUGUUUCUUCAAGAGUUGCGUCCCUGAUCCUCUCAACUAGCCAAAAGCUUUUUUCUUAACUUUUCAAUCUUCACCUUCCCUUCUUGCCAACAGAGGGCACUGGGGUGAAUUCACAAUUAUCAUCGAAGUCUGUUCAAUGUAGGACACCCCAGCUUGUCCCUGGCUCAUCCAAGAAAACUCUUCUGUAUCUAAAACAAUCAAUCUUGGCCAAGGGAAAAUGGACUGCUUUGCUGGAUUUGCACUGAGCAACUUCAGGAAAUGUCGGUGGAGUGUUCAGUAAGAUCAAACAGCAGUCCAGGUCAAAGACAAACACACACGCUCCAGGUCAAAGACAAACACACACGCUCCAGCCCAAAUCCUCCUGGUGGCACAUCCUACCCCAGAGGCUAAAGUGAUUCAAGGACUCCAGGACCCCUCUUAAGAGCCUUUCUAAGAACGUGAUAGGCUUACUUCUGCUCCAUAAUAAAGUGGGAGAAAAAAGCCAGAAUAUAACUUAAGACUAGAUAACUGCGUACAUGAUGGACCUUUUUUUUUUUUGGCUAGGUAGAGAAAUCAUAUAAAACGCAGGCUGUUUAGCAUGGAGAUCACUCUCAGAACACUGAGGGGGUCUGGCACUUGAUGGGGGUUAGUUGCUUGGCAGCCUGCCACCGAGGGAAGUCCCAUUAGAGAUGUAUCACCACCUUGUCACCAACAGGAUGAUGUUACCAGGUAAUAAACCUUCAUCCUCAUAUCAUGGCUUCAGUAAAUUUGAACUUAGCUGACGGUAGUUUCCCAAUUUUAUUUUAAGUGGUUUUAAAUAAGUCUCAUCCAAACAAGUUAUCACACAGCACUUAACCAAGCCCUGGGAUUUACUGUCUUGAUGACUACAUGGCUUUGCACAGUCUGAGAUGCUUCAGUGUGCAAGGCAGCAGCUGGGGUGGGAGGGGAGUCUUCACAGGGACAGCUGGCGAGAGACUUCCCGAGGCACAUCAAUCAUGUUGGUCAAUUUAGGGCAUGUCUGGUUCUGUAGCUUUGAAAGGUGGAUUCUUUCUAUUAGCACACUUUACAAGAGGGAUGGGGAUUAACUCAGUCACCAGAAACGAAACACCACUUCAGAAAUUUAGAGACCUCUGAUCAACAGAACAGACAUUUGGGCUUUAAUUGCUAAAGCAGCUACCUACUUGGGGAAACCAUGGCGUUCUGCUGCCUGGACAGCAGGAAUUAAGAGAGAUUUCAGAGUUGCUGGCACGAGGACAAAGCCUCUCAGCUCGCUUCACCUUGGCAACCUUAAACAGUCCCUCCUUGGUCUCCAUGAUAGCAGUAUGUUCCUUUGGAUAGAAUACUUGGUUUGGAAAGAAGGUAGUCAAAUGUAAGGUAUCUAAGUACCCCUCAACAGUCACAAUCCAUCCUAGUAUCUUAUAUAGUGAUCUUUUUUUUUUUUAAUUUACAAAAGAGGUUUAUUGGACUUACAGCUCCACAUGGCUGGGAAGGCCUCACAAUCAUGGCAGAAGGUGAAAGCCACGUCUCACAUGGCAGCAGAUAAGAGAAAAAAAGGAAGUGAUCUUUUAGUAAAGAAACCUGAGACUGGUAGUGGGCUUGGAGCCAGAGGAUCGCUUAAGUCCAGGAGUUCGAGACCAGCCAGGGUAACAAAUUGAGACCCCCCCAACUUUAAAAUUAAAAAA